Bombyx mandarina (wild silkworm) is the source of this 1933-nucleotide messenger RNA. RefSeq names its product Rac family small GTPase Mtl (gene Mtl). Lineage: Eukaryota; Metazoa; Arthropoda; Insecta; Lepidoptera; Bombycidae. The record is from RefSeq and is a predicted model, not a curated record.
UCAGAAAAAUUCCAAAAAAAUGACAUCCAUCUUUCAAGUUCUAAAAACUGUCUUCUAGCUUUGAACUAUUUUAAUUAAAAAAAUCGUCAAAAUAUACAUCUAUGUAAUAUUUGGUAAUUGUGAUCAAAUCUAACAAAUAAAAUAUAGUUUAUAUAAUUCAAAACCUGACGUAAGGCACCCAUAAAGGAUGUCUUCCGGAAGACCGAUCAAGUGUGUGGUCGUUGGAGAUGGUACCGUCGGAAAAACUUGUAUGUUAAUUUCAUACACGACUGAUAGCUUUCCAGGAGAAUAUGUGCCUACAGUUUUUGACAAUUACUCGGCUCCAAUGGUGGUGGAUGGAGUGGCAGUAUCUCUUGGUCUAUGGGAUACAGCGGGACAAGAAGACUACGACAGACUUAGACCUUUAAGCUAUCCUCAAACUGAUGUCUUCCUUAUAUGCUUCAGUGUAACAAGUCCCUCUUCAUAUGAAAAUGUCACAUCGAAAUGGUACCCCGAAAUAAAACAUCACUGCCCCGAUGCACCAAUUAUAUUAGUGGGUACAAAAAUCGAUUUGAGAGAUGAUCGUGAAACGCUAAGUUUGCUGUCGGAACAAGGAAUGUCUCCGCUGAAAAGGGAACAAGGACAGAAGCUCGCCAACAAAAUUCGGGCCGUAAAAUAUAUGGAGUGCUCAGCGCUAACACAAAGAGGCCUUAAACAGGUGUUCGACGAGGCUGUACGUGCAGUGUUAAGACCGGAACCACAAAAGAGACACCAGAGGAAGUGUUUGAUUAUGUAAAAAUGUAAACAAAAUCCAUGACUAAAGAACCGUAUUAAAAUCUGCAGGAAUCUCUCGACGACAGUAAUAAUGUGUUUCUACACCGACGUGAAUAACAGAUUAACGUUUCAAAUGAAUUCUUUUUUUUUUUUUUUGUUCACAAUGUAUCAAGGUGCCAUAAAUAUUAUGUCCUUCGAAUAUUAAAAUGUCAGUUAAUAAUUUCUCUGAUCAACAUCACAAUAUUUGUUUCUUUUUUCUUGAAUAUUUUUUUUUAUGCACACGAGAAUGCCAAAGAUUUAUAAAUAGAUUUAAGUCUUUAUUGUUUGUUUGUUUUUUCGUUAUUGUCAAAAUGCUAAUAAUAUGGUUAGAAACAAAUUGUUACUGUGCGCGUUUAAUGAUAUUGACAACUUUAUUUUUAUAUACGCAACCGAACCUCAACACACGAACGUUUUUUGAAUUAUGUACAUCCUAAGGGAUUUAUUGAUAUUAAGGACUGAUGUAGUUGCGUUAAUUAUGAAGUAUCUUUUUUAUUGUCUAAUAUUUAAUUGCGACAGUUAGCAUUUAUUAUAAUAGUAAGUAUUCAAUGAUCAGAAUCAGAUUUAUUUAAUUGUGCAAUGUAGGUACCUAUGUUUUUCAUUCAAAUGAGGUGAGGUAAACAUGGACAAUAGUAUGGCAAUAAUUUACAAUACUUUUAAAAAGUAUCAAAAUAUUAUUUGCAUGGAAUGUUGCAUUGCAAGCUAAGUAUGUUGUUUAAGGCGGAAUAAUUUAUUUUGCUGAAUCAAUAUCGAAAUUACGUUUAUAAUUUAAAAAAAGAAGUGUAUUUUAGCAUGUAAUUAAGGAGUGUGUUUUUUUUUUAAAUAUUAGUAACUCAUUAGGGCGAGAUAUUUUUAUAUUAUGAAAAAUCUUAGAAAUAGUUAGAUGGCUCUCCAAUUCUGCAACGAAAAUUUAGCACAAUUUUGAUGCAUGAUUUUAUUAAGUACUACAAAACGUGGUGGUAUUUACAUGAUGCCUUUUUGAAGCAUUCGUAUUUUUGACAUUGUCUUGUCAACGCUUAGAUAGGAAUAAGAUUUCUCUAGUUUGUAUUUCGAAUAAGCAGUGCCGGUUUCGCGCGUCUAAAGCCAUUUUCAGCCCGCUCUCUGCAUCUCUCUGUAUCUCUUCCUCUCUCCCUCUAUACGAGCU